Messenger RNA from Leptidea sinapis, 2006 nucleotides. RefSeq names its product serine/threonine-protein kinase RIO3. The record is from RefSeq and is a predicted model, not a curated record. Gene Ontology annotation, cellular component: preribosome, small subunit precursor; cytosol. Gene Ontology annotation, biological process: maturation of SSU-rRNA; protein phosphorylation. Lineage: Eukaryota; Metazoa; Arthropoda; Insecta; Lepidoptera; Pieridae. The coding region runs from base 135 to 1892 and encodes 585 amino acids. Gene Ontology annotation, molecular function: ATP binding; protein serine/threonine kinase activity. The transcript is spliced from 2 exons.
UUAGUAUAAAGUAUUACCAAUCCAUCAAGGACAUAGGUACCUAACAAUAGUGUGAUCUACAAAUUAAAGUUAUAUUUAUUUUUAUAUUAUAUACAUAAACAAUAUUAUAUUAGCUAAAAGUACUGUGAUACAAAAUGUCUAAUCCCUGGAAAAAAAUGUCUUCACCUACGGAUGUACAAAACUUGUCGGAUAUAAUGUCUGAAGAAUAUGCAAAAGGAUUACAGGUUAAGGAAGAGGUUCGAUUUGCUGAACAAAUAUCUGAUCACAAUAUUGCAUCUGAUUCGAAAGAGUUUAGUCCAGAAAUUUUGAAACAAAUUGAAGAUUUAAACGUUAAGGAUUAUUGCGACUCAGAUUCAAUUAUUGCAAAAGUUUUGCAAUGUCAGUUCGACAAAGAAUAUGAUGACGAAUUAAAACUAGUUGAGAAGAAACGUAAUGGGGAAUCAAAGGUUUCUGUUUCGUAUGAAAACUACCGAACAGUUCCUGAGCAUCUUGUUUACGAUUCGGAUUCGGACAUCGAAGAUGUUGUCGAAAAAAAAGAUUGGGAUCGGUUUGAGACCAAUGAAAAGGAAUUUGCUAGUUUACCUAAGAGAGGCUUUGUUAUCAAAGAUGGAGCAAUGGUUACUAAACAUGAUAGUUUAAUAAAUGGAAGGAGGAAUGCUUGUAAAGUUAUGGCUUUUCCUCCAGAAAUUUGUACAGGGGAUGGUGCGGGAUUUGACAUGAAACUACCAAAUCAUGUGUUCAAUCAGCUUAAAGAACACACAAGGUGGAAUACAGCUCGUAAACAUAAAAUGUUAGAUAGAAAGGAAAGCCAAGCUACUGCCGAAAUGGGUCUUGAUGAGGCCACUAGACUUAUUUUAUUUAAACUCAUCAAUAAUGGUCUCUUAGAAGAUAUCAAUGGAGUUAUUUCUACUGGUAAAGAGUCUGUUGUUUUACAUGCCAAUAGUGACCCAACAUACCCAGAUAUGGUGCUUCCAAAAGAAUGUGCAAUAAAAGUUUUUAAAACAACAUUAAAUGAGUUUAAAACUCGUGACAAAUAUAUUGAGGCAGAUUACAGAUUUAAGGAUAGAUUCUCCAAACAAAAUCCUCGUAAAAUUGUGCACAUGUGGGCUGAAAAAGAGAUGCAUAACAUGAUGAGAAUCCAAAAAAUCGGAUUGAAUUGCCCAGUAAUGGUCUGUUUAAAAAAACACAUUCUUGUAAUGUCAUUUAUUGGUAAGGAUAAUAAGCCUGCUCCAAAAUUACGAGAUGUUGUAAUGAGCCUAGAUCAAUGGGAAAGUGUUUAUAAUGAGAUUGUUGAUGCAAUGCAUAAGUUGUACAAUGUUGGACAUUUGGUACAUGCAGAUUUGUCUGAAUACAAUAUCUUGUGGUGGGAUAAUAAAUGUUGGUUUAUUGAUGUCUCACAGUCUGUUCAACCUGAUCAUCCAAAUGGAUUGGAGUUUCUUCUCAGAGACUGCCGCAACAUUGUCAAUUUCUUUGAAAAGAAAGGUGUUACAAAUAUGAAGACAGUUGAUGAAUUAUUUAAAUACAUCACUGGAUUUGAUGAAGUUGAUGUAAAUAUGCUUGAAGGUGUUCACACUACAUUCAAUUCUCUUUCCUGCCGCUUUGAAGUUUCAUUGGAUGAUAACAGAAAUGUUAGCUAUCCAUUUGAAUAUUGCUGGCAGAAAGCAAGUGAAAAACCCAAAACUGAAAAAGAAAACAUUGAGAAUGAUGAUGAGUUUGAUGAAAUGUGGAUACAUUCCCAGAAAAAUAAAGCAAUGGAUGUAGCUUCUAAUUUUGGUAAUGAGAUAAAUGAGGAAGAAUCAGUUGUUGUUGACAAUAAUGUUAACUUUGGUAAUCAUGUCGAUAUUCCUAUUGAUAUAGGUAUAAGUAGUGGCACAUUUGAAAAGAAAUCUUAAGCCCUGCUAUACCACAUUGAAAGCAAAAUUUGAAAAAUGCAUGUUGCAUUAGAAUCAAAUCAUUAGAACACAAUGUAUUUAUUGGUGAAUUGAAAUAAAAAAACGACAUUUUAA